Guillardia theta CCMP2712 is the source of this 564-nucleotide messenger RNA. RefSeq lists its product as hypothetical. NCBI's taxonomy places the organism in Eukaryota, Cryptophyceae, Pyrenomonadales, Geminigeraceae. The record is from RefSeq and is a predicted model, not a curated record. The transcript has a single exon. Gene Ontology annotation, biological process: RNA processing. Gene Ontology annotation, molecular function: RNA binding; adenosine deaminase activity. Bases 1 to 564 code for a protein of 187 amino acids.
AUGUCAGCUCCAGCGGAGCCUCCUGGUGAGAGAGGGCGGCGAGACUUGGGCGAUCUCAUCUCCCAGCUGGUCAUCGAGACGUACAAGACUCUGCCCAAGAGCGGCAAGCCCAACGCUGGCGAGUGGACCAUCUUGGCGGGGAUCGUGGCUACUCGAGUGAAGUGUAAAGCAUCGCACGAGGAUCAUGCCCCAUCCCCUCAUUCCUCACUCGAUCCCUCUGAGCUCGAAUUUCGCCUCCUCUCCCUCGCCACGGGAAACAAAUGCCUGGGAGCGUCGAAGCUGAGGGGAGACGGGAGAGUCCUGAACGACUCGCAUGCAGAGGUUCUAGCUCGCAGAGCCUUCAUGAGCUUUCUCUACUCUCAAGUAGAGCUCUUCCUCGAGGACGACCGCCAUCUCUGUCUGCUCGACAGAAGCUCCAAGCUCGAUCAGGGAGCGGCCAGCAGGCUCAGGCUCAAGCAUGCAUGCCAGCUUCACUUGUACGUCAGCCAGGCUCCCUGCGGUGACGCCUCAAACUUUGAGAUCGGAGAGGCGAACCUGUGCGUGAGCUGCCGGCUAGACCGUUGA